GAUCUAGUUGGCGAAACGCACAAAACGGCUUUUUUUUGUUUACGCCAACCGAAAAAAUCCGCAAAAGGGUGAAAAAUCUCCAUUUUCAAGGGUUUUUCCGGCUUAAAUUGAGGGAUUGUUGCACGAGAAAAGGUAAUGGACGCGAAAUACAAAAUACUAACAAGUGUGGAUCCAUCAAAAGUACCAGUAACCGUGGGAAAAAAAUUCAGCAAAUUGGCGCUCCGGAAACCUGUGGAAGCUGUUCAGGAGAUUGUGAUGGCCAAUCCUGUGCAGAGAGUUCUGUUCCCAAGGGAGAAUGAGGAGGGAUCUGGAGGGAGUUUCUUAACGGAUGACGAGAGUGACAAAGAUGUGAGUAGAGAUGAUACCCAUUGCAGUGAUUUGGACACACAAAUGUCCAAGCUGGGGAUUGUGUCACCGCCCAAGAGAGAUUCCCGGGAGAAUGUGAUGAAAUCCGUGGAGAAGGUGAAGCAGGGAAUGCGGGAACUUGGGAUUCCAACGCAGGAAGUGAUUAAUGAUGAUCUCAGGACUCAGGAUAUGCCAUCCUUCCAUCUCGAUUUGGCUGCCCAAGAUGACCCGGAAAGUUCGCUCAGCUUAUCCAGGGAGAUGAUGAAGCAAAUGAACAUCAAGGAAGACCAGGAAGAUGCAUCAAAUCCCUCAAUUGUUUGCAUCAGCAGUGAAGACAAUGAGGAGGACGAGGAAGAUGAAGAAUCAGAUGAAGUAGUGGAUGCUACUCCAGAGGUAAUCGUCCUGGAUUCCAGCAAUGAGCUGCCGUUGAAAGACUCCAUCCCUGUUAUUAGCCAACUCACCACGGAGAAGGGAAGCAUCACAAGCACGGCUGAGAAUAGACUGAAUGAAUUCUUUGAUAAAAUCCCAUCUCUCAAUGCCACCCUCUCACCACACUACUCCACAAAUAGACUCCUUGUUCCGGAAAGCAGUGAAAUCCGGGAAAGCCUCCUGCGGGUUGAAGAAGAUGCCGUUGAACUCCCGGAAACGGAUGAUGAAGCCCAAAAUGAUCUCAAGAGUGAUUCAGGGAUUGAGAAAGGAGAACCCUCAGUGCGUGAAGGGAAGUCCGAUAAAUCCCAAACUGUAAAUAUUUCCGCAAAGAUUCGGAUUAACAUUCAAAUUGAGGAGGAAGAGGUGACAUCAAGUAGCGAUGAUGACGGAGGGGCUGAAGCUCCUGCAAAGGAGGCAGAAGCAAAAGAAAGCUCUGAAGAGAAAGAUCAGGAGGAGGAUGGAAUUGAACUUGAUCAACAUAUGGAGAGUAUCCUCACUGAAGCUUAUGGAGAUUCGUGGAAAACUAAGGAAGUCUUGGAUUCCAUUAAGAAGAAGAAGAAGAAGCCAGUGGAUGAGAAACGUGCCACCAACUACAACAAAUUCUUUAGAAAUCUCCCAACGGAUUUGGAAUCAACGAGAUUCAAUGUGGACGUAGAGAGAAAAGCACCUCCAGCGCCAAUUGCUUCAUCUUCAAAGUAUCCUGAGAAGGCAGGGAAGCAGAAAACUCCUGCAAAGAAGGAACCAUCGAAGAAUGAACCAAAGUACAGGAAAUUCCUUAAAAUCUGUGAUUCAGACACUGAAUCUGAGGACAAUGCUCCGUCGGAAUCAUCAGAUAAUUCCUGGAAGAUGAGUAGUGAAGAUGUAGAAAGCUCCUCCGCCACCUCAUGUGACUCCUCCCCUGUGCAGAAGCCAACAAAGAAGAAGCCCGGGAAGAGGAGAAGGAAUUUACGGAAACGCGAUGACUUGGAAUUCACACAAAAUGCCUCAAGUGACAGUGAAAAUACCUUCUUUGAGAAUAAACCACCGAAGGAGCCACAAAAUGAGGAGGUAAAUCCCUGCACGCCAAAGGACAAGAUCCUUGAUGAUGGCGCACGAGCACUGCCAACGACAAAGAGGAAGCUCUUCUCGCGGAAACUCUACAAUCUCGAAGAUGAUUUCCCCGUGAAUGAUGAUGAGGGUGAAAGGAAGGCGGCGCUAAAGGAGAAGAGUCUCAAUGAAAUGAUUUCUCCUCUCCCUGCAUGGGCAAUGCCCACAAAGACACCCAAACCUGUCAAUAAGAAGCUCGAUUCGGUGAAGAAGGUAACCCCAAAGCCCCGGAAGAAGGAUUUGGCCCCGGAGGUGGUGUCGCCGUUUUUUGUGCAGCAGAAAAAUGAGAAAAAAUGCUACGGAUUCCUGUAUUCACUCAAUCCAACGACUCCACGGCAACUAUCCCAUCCGGAAGCGCUCAAUUUCCGGGAGAACUAUCGCUCCCUCAAAGGGGAACUCGCUCUUGAGCUAUACAGGCGCUUCAAUGGCGAAAUCUUUGAGAAUAAAUUAAAUGUUCCAAUUAAAUGGAAUAAGAAGCUUCUCACAACAGCAGGACGAUGCACAAACAUGCAAAGAAAUGGCACAAAGCUCUCGGAGAUUGAGCUGAGUGAGAAGGUUCUCACGAGUGCUGAUCGCCUCCGGUGCACACUUGUCCACGAACUCUGUCACGCAGCUGCGUGGACGUUGGAUGGGGAAAAGAAGGGGCAUGCGGUGAAUUGGAAAAAGUGGGCUAUGCAGGCAAAUAAGAUCUUCCCGGAACUGCCGAAGAUCACCGUGUCCCAUGACUAUGACAUUGAGUACAAGUACACGUAUGAAUGCGUGGGGUGUGGGGCAAAGACCAAAAUGCACUCAAAGACGAAGAAAGUGGAGAAUAUUCAGUGCAAAUACUGCAAAGGUGCCAUUCAGGUGUUCCUCAAUAAGAAGACAAAAGACGGGCAGGUGAUUCAAACGCCCGUGCGUGAGCCAAAUGGCUUUGCAAAGUUCGUGAAGGAGAAGUACAAAAUUUUCAAGACGCCUCAGACAACACAUGCAGAAACAAUGAAAAUUCUGAGUCAGGAAUUUACAAAGAUUAAUCUCAAAAAUUAGAAGGAAUUAUUUUUCUUUUUCGAAAAUAUUAAAAAGACUUUUCACAUAAAAAAAAUUAUUAAUGUAAGAUUUUGUAAAAAAAAAAGAUAUUCUUUAAUUAUUUUUUUAUUAAAGAAUAUUUUGCAAUAAAAA
Lutzomyia longipalpis is the source of this 3018-nucleotide messenger RNA. RefSeq names its product germ cell nuclear acidic protein-like. Gene Ontology annotation, cellular component: nucleus. Lineage: Eukaryota; Metazoa; Arthropoda; Insecta; Diptera; Psychodidae. Bases 136 to 2886 code for a protein of 916 amino acids. The transcript has 3 exons. The record is from RefSeq and is a predicted model, not a curated record.